This is a messenger RNA of Cucumis melo (muskmelon), 701 nucleotides long. RefSeq names its product golgin candidate 2-like. Gene Ontology annotation, biological process: Golgi organization; retrograde transport, vesicle recycling within Golgi. Bases 51 to 518 code for a protein of 155 amino acids. Gene Ontology annotation, cellular component: Golgi membrane; Golgi cisterna. The record is from RefSeq and is a predicted model, not a curated record. The transcript is spliced from 3 exons. NCBI's taxonomy places the organism in Eukaryota, Viridiplantae, Streptophyta, Magnoliopsida, Cucurbitales, Cucurbitaceae.
CUUCUGAUUUCAAUUCUUCAAACCACAAAGCUGUAUCGUGGAUUUUAAUCAUGGCUAAUUGGAUCUCCUCCAAGCUUAAAGCGGCCGAGAGCAUUCUCCAGCAGAUCGAUCAGCAAGCGGCGGAGUCGCUUAAAAAGGGGGAAAGGCCUCUAGCUGUGGAUUAUUUGGAAGCCGCUGGAAAAGCUGGAGAUAUUUUGCCUUUGAAGGAUCAACUCAAGAAGAAGAAUCAAGUAGAUAACGAUUAUCGUGGAAAAUUGCGAAGUGAUCUAAGUUUGAAUGUGAGUAGAAGCCAGGAUAAUGCGAUUUCUGCCUCAUCAAAACCCUCGCCGUCGUCAAAAUCACCUACUCUAACGGACAGUGACUGGACCGAACUGCUCGGUAACUUCAAUCUUUCUUUUUAUUACCAUGUAAAUUCAUGGAUUGUCAUCAACGGAUAUAGUUGUCCAUUUUGUCGGAAGGGAGUUAUCACUAAACAAAUGACUGCAAUAGAAGAAAUGGUUGCAAGUGAGUACAAUUAGCCAGACCCUCAUCUUUGUGACAAGAUCUUGAAGUUGGUCAUUUGUGAAGCGUUCUACUUUGCUAUUAGUUGCAGUUUUAGUUAUUGCUCUCUCAAUAUAUUCUUUUUCUUUCUUUCUUUCUUUUUUUCCAAAGGAUGAUCAGUGUAAUAAUUAAGCCUCAUAAUUUCUGUGUUUGGAUCCAAA